Molecule: messenger RNA, 2701 nt
Organism: Phasianus colchicus (ring-necked pheasant)
Lineage: Eukaryota; Metazoa; Chordata; Aves; Galliformes; Phasianidae
Gene: CD2
Product: CD2 molecule
Cellular component (GO): membrane
Source: RefSeq, a predicted model, not a curated record
AUAUGCUGCAGUGAAGGACUGUAAAAAGUGCAUAAGCACAGUCAUGUCUGUAGGAAAAAGCGCUUGAAAUCUAUCAAGUUAGAGCAGAAUCAGCUCUCUCUGGUAUUUGGGAGGAAAUCCCCCACCUGCCCAUCAGUUUUACCCAAUAGAUGAAAGAGGAAUGAAUAUAGAUCACGAACAAUGAAAUAAGUUGCAGUUCAGAAUGAAAGUUUUUAGUAAUGAAGAUAUUCCACCUCACACUUUUAAAUGCUUUUUAAUAUCUCCUUCUACAAAUUUUCCACUGGCAGCUGGGAUGCAGGCAUUGCCACACUGAGGUGACAUCUCUGGAUGUGUUCCAGAGUGUAAAUGUGGCACUGAGGGACAUGGGUUAGUGGUCAUAGUGGGGAUAGGUGAUCUUAUUGUUCUUUUCCAACCUUAAUGACAAUAUGAUUCUAUGUCAAAACAUACUCCCAGAAGCACAGUUCCCCACAGCCAUACCUUGCAGGGGCUGCAAAACAGCCUGGAGCAUGAAGGGCAUGGGACCCAGGCACAAAGGGAAGAAUGAAUGACCUCCUGAGGUGAUGAUGUGUUUUACUUCCCACAGCCAUUUCUGACUAUCACCUUUACUCUGAGUGCCAAGUCCUGGUAACACUGCUGUGCAGUGGCCUCCUCUUGCCUAUUUUGCAGAGGGGAUGUACAAUCAAAGGGCACUUGUCAAGAGAAAAGGCUUUUUUUUUUUUUCUUCGCUUAUCUCCCAACAUCUCCUGUGCCUCAUAAGCUUGCAGGCUGUGGUUAGCUGUUUGUUUCUCCCCCUUGCUUUUCCAUCCUGUGAUGCUAUGCUAGAAACAUGGGGUGGAUGCACUGUGGAGCGGCACUGCGACUUAUAUACAUGUGUGUUCCUCCAUGUUGGUGUCAUAUGCUCACUUCUUGACACAGACACCUCUUUUAGGCCACUGUUUUUAUCAUUGUUGCCAUCACUGUUGCUGCUGAAGUGACCGCAUGAUCCAAGGCCUCCACAAACUUGCUGUUCACAGUAAAAAUGACAGCAAUGACUGCUCUGCACAUCAGCCUGUGCCAAGAACUAAGCCUGCCCAAAUGACCUUAUUUGCAGGAAGGGUGAAUUUAGUGGAAAUGCUAAGUCAGGGCUUGAAGCAGUGAUUGAGCACCUGGUGGGUGCUCAACCCAGGGGACUCAGGUGCAAGCAAUGUACUUGAGUGACCAGAAGGCGGAGGCAGGAUCCACCCCUUCCCAGAACUCAUUUAAGGGCUGGAAGUGGAGGUGAGGGUAUCUCAUCUGGAGAACUUGUCUAUUUGAGGAUCUUGAAGGUUUUCUAAAGGUACCAGUACCAUAAAUAUUUACAAGGCAGUGAAUGAGACAGCUCUACUCAGUUUCACUGCUGAAAACACACACGAGACAUUGUGGAGCAGAGGCAAUGAAAGGCUGCUUCAGAUGAAAGACAAAAAAAUUAAGUAUUACGUGGAGAAGACGCAGUGUAGGUGCAAGGUGCUCCUCAAUGGGACUCUCCGAAUAGAGCGACUGGUGAAAGAAGACAGUGGGAUAUACAAGGUGUCUGCUUAUGACAAGAAUGGAAAGCUGAAGGCAAAUGAAACAAUAGUGCUCAUCAUUUUGGAGCCUGUCCCUCAGCCAAUCCUCAAUGCUGAAUGCAUUAAUAAAACCCUAUAUGUGAAAUGUACAGUGAAGAAAACUGAGGACCAAGUGUUUACAAUAGAAUUGACUCAAGGUAAAAUCAAUAAAUCCCAAACGAAUGUAACAGAGGUGGAAUUUACUACUCAACACAGUGGGAUAUACAGAUGUACUGUUAAGAACCAAGUCAGCAAAAAAACAACUGAGAAGGAAAUCAAGUGUCCAGGCCAGCUGAACCUCUAUCUCAUCUCAUGCAUAGCAGGAGGUGCAGUAUUCUUUGUCGUCUUUGUGAUUUUGCUUAUUUAUUGCAUCAAGAAGAAAAAAGCAGAUAGGCUUGUAGAUGAUGAUGAGGAAAGGAUGCAGAUCCACCAGGUGGACAAAGAGAUGGCAAUGAGGAAGCUCCCUCAACCACCAUCCAACCCUACCCCCCAGCAGACCUGUGUGCAGCAGAUGCCUCCUCCACAGCCACAUGCACAGCAGCGAGCAGUGCCUCCACAGCCUAAGCCACGUACCCACCUGCAGGCCCCGAGCCAGCUGAGAGAGAGGCACUGAGUGCCUGUCCUGGGGAAUGGAGGGCUCUUAUGCAAGAAGAAAGUUUACAGUGGUCAGGAACUCCUCCCACCCAGGCUUGUGUAGCACUCAGCUAUGGAGCUGCAGAAGAUUAGGGAGAGCAUCAAGUAACUGGAGUAGAAGAGACACAGUGGAGGAGACUGAAGAUGAGAUCUGGAGCCUUUUUUCUUCAAGUGACUCUAUACUAAGGUAUAGAGUACUGACACCUGCGUCCUUCUGUGGUUCACUUGUUUUCACUGCACGUUGUUGUUGUCUUGCUUUCCAAAAAGUGAGAGCCUUACUGAGACACUGUGGGCUUGUGGAUCUUACCUGCUUUAUCACAUAGCUUUCCAUUCUCUUGCUGUGUAUUAGAACAGCCCUCUGGUUUUGACAUCAGAUGCAUGAUCUCUUAAAAAGAACAAUCUGUAUACAAUUAAUAACUGGUCUGAUGCUGGAAGAACUGGUGCUGUCCAACAGAGGACAAUAAACAGAAGGGAGAUGUGAUGGACUUGAAGAAUGUAAGUGGAAA